Trypanosoma theileri is the source of this 987-nucleotide messenger RNA. Its product is annotated as surface protease GP63. The annotation marks the transcript as partial. Lineage: Eukaryota; Euglenozoa; Kinetoplastea; Trypanosomatida; Trypanosomatidae. Gene Ontology annotation, biological process: cell adhesion; proteolysis. The transcript has a single exon. Gene Ontology annotation, cellular component: cytoplasm; membrane. The record is from RefSeq and is a predicted model, not a curated record. Gene Ontology annotation, molecular function: metalloendopeptidase activity.
AUGCAUGACAAGAUAAGUGAGCUGAAUAAGCCGGUGACGGUUGUGCGGGAAAUACCCCGCAAGGGGCAGGGCGCCGUGCAGGCAUACACCGCCAAUGCUGCCGAGAACUCUAAUAUCUUCGGUGAUAACAAGAACUGGGUGCCGAUCCGCAUCAAGGCGUUCACGAGGGACCUUAACGACCCGUCAAAGUAUUGCACUGUUGCUGGAGAAGAACGUUACGAUCAGACCUACACUAAAUUAUACUGCCGUGCCAAUGGCGUGUUGACGGUGAGGAAGAAGAGGAUUAUUGAAGAGCAGCUUAUUCCCGAGGCAAUUAAAAUGCACACUGAGCGUAUUUUUGUGGUCCGGGAGACGGGCAUUGUUAAGGUACCAAGUAUGGAGCAUACGUAUUGCAGCCACUACACCAUCCCUGAGGAGCACCACACAAUUGGGCUUCAGGAUGCUGAAUUGUAUUUUUACGUCAGUGCAUUGCAGACCGACCGUGCAAUGGCGUGGGGGGCGUAUUGCGCCUGUACAGACGAUGGGCGGCCCAUUGUUGGUUCCUUGAACCUGAAUCCCACUUACGUGGAAGCUACAGAUGCCGCCGUUCGCACGGUGGCGCACGAAAUCGCGCACCUUCUUGGUUUUGAUUAUUAUAUGUUUUUGAAGUUGGGAAUUGUAGAUACCGGUGUAACUUUGCGGCAAAGAAAAGUGGCGGUCAUAAAUACUACGCAGUCGAAGAAAGUGGCGAGUGAACAUUAUGGCUGCCCCAAUGCCACUGGAGUAGAACUGGAGUCCACGAGUAGUUGUGGGACAGCCCGAUCACACCUUGAGUUUCGGAAUGCGAAGGAUGAAAUGAUGGCGCCUUCAUCCAAAGCAAGCUACUACACCAAACUGACACUUGGAAUAUUCGAAAGCAUGCCAUUUUACAAGGUAAAUUACAGUAUGGCAGAGCCGAUGAAAUGGGGCAACAACUCCGGUUGCGGUUUUCUGGAGAAGAAGUGCUUA